AUGACAAUAUUAAACAAGAUUCUUAAUUUAAAAUUAUCAAAUAAUGAUAAUACAUCAUCAACAUCAUCAACAACUCCAGAAUCAAUAUCAUCUCCAUCAACACCAUCAUCAACAUCAAUAGAUCAACAUAUUAUAGAUUCAGGUUUUGAAAUAAGUGAUUGUUCAGAAACUUGUGAAGAUUGUACUUUUCAUUAUCCAAAAUCAUUAAAAUUUGAAGAAAAUGAACCAUUAUGGCAUUCUACAAAACCUUUUGGUUUACAUUUAAAUAUAUCAACUGGUAAAACAGAUUGGCCUCAUGAUGCUACUGGUUUAAAAGGUACUUUAUCAAAUAAAAUUGCAAAUUGGGCUUCUGAAAAAUCAGGUAAAACAAGUAUUGGAAAUAUUAAAGUUACUUGUUCUUCUUUAGGUAAUGAUGAAUUAUUAAUUGAUGAUGAAUAUAUUCAACAAAAAAAGGGGGAUGUUUUAAUAUUACCUUAUUUUUUAUGGAUAAAAGGAAUAUAUAUUGAUGAAGUUGAUGAAAUUUUUAAUAAAUUAUUAAAUAUAAUUGAUGAAAAUAAUUUAUAUAAUAAACAAACAAAUCAACAACAAGAACUUAAAUUUGAAACAAUAAAACAACAAAUUCCAACAAUUAUAGAAGAUGAAAAUAAAGCAUAUGUAUUAUUUUGUUCUCAUAAAACAAGAGAUAAAAGAUGUGGAAUAACAGCACCAAUAAUGAAAAAAGAAAUGGAUUUAUAUUUAAGAGAAGUUGGUCUUUAUAGAGAUUUUGGAGAUUUAACUCCUGGUGGAGUUAAAAUUGCAUUUAUAAAUCAUAUUGGAGGUCAUAAAUUUGCUGCAAAUGUUAUUAUAUAUUUGAAAAAUACAGGUCAAAAUAUUUGGUUAGGAUUAUGUAAACCAAAUAAUGUUAAACCAAUUGUUGAUCAAUGUAUUAUUGGUGAAGGAAAAGUUUGGCCUGUUAAAGUUAGAAUUUUACAAAAAUUUAAUCCAAUUGAAUGGUAA
This is a messenger RNA of Lodderomyces jiufengensis, 996 nucleotides long. RefSeq lists its product as uncharacterized. NCBI's taxonomy places the organism in Eukaryota, Fungi, Ascomycota, Pichiomycetes, Serinales, Debaryomycetaceae. Bases 1 to 996 code for a protein of 331 amino acids. The transcript has a single exon. The record is from RefSeq and is a predicted model, not a curated record.